UAACGCAAUGGCGAGUGCGGCUAUGGUGUGAGAGCUCGACGUAGGGUUAGCGGCUCCGCCACGAAUCUCCUGGAGCUCGCGCCUCGAAGAUUGGAUGAUCUACUUGAGCGGCAGGAUUAGAACCCUAUAACGCACCAAGAACGCGAGCGCGCGCCUGCAAACCCUAGGAUAGGGCUUCCCGGGGAAAUGGCGACUACUGCCACAGUCGCGGUCACGACAGUCGGUCCCCCUUCCGCGCCGCCGCCGCACACCUCCGAGGAGGAGAUCGCCAAGAAGAAGAACACCGAUUGCGUCUAUUUCCUGGCAUCGCCUCUUACAUGCAAGAAGGGCGAUGAGUGUGAAUUCCGGCACAGCGAGAGCGCCAGGCUGAAUCCCAGAGAUUGCUGGUAUUGGGUGGGCGGGAAUUGCCGCAACAGGGAGUGUCCAUUUCGCCAUCCGCCUAUAGAGAGUCGCCCAGCAGCAGCUGCUCCGCCACCAACACCACCCGUGCCAAAGAAACCCGUCCCGUGCUUCUUCUUCUCCCAGGGCUGCUGUGCCAAGGGAGCCAAAUGCCAGUUUCUUCACGAGGGUCCGGCAUCAAAUGCGAUGGUGUACAGGCUCUCCGAUUCCUCCAAACCAGCAACACAGGAUUCCAGCAAGCCCAAAGUGGAGCCAUCGACUGUGGAAGCCACUCAACUGCAGCAGCAGGGUAGCACAGGAUCGCAAACUCCUGACAAGAGGAAAGACAAUGUCUACCGCCUCCAGGAUGGUCCGAGGAAAGGGAAACUAGCAGCACCAGCAGCAGCAGGACCUUCCAGGGAAUCGUCCGAGGACUUGAACAACGAUCAAUCCGCCAACAGGACCGGCAAGCCACACAAGGAGAGCUUUACGUGGAAGCUAUCGGACAGCCCCGCGGCGCAGAAGCAACCAGCGGCACAAUCCUCGGAGGCCUCACCCCCGCAAAGGAAGGCAGAGAAGCACAGCCGGAAGUCGAGCUCGUCGAGCGGUGAGAUGGACAGGAAGAGGAGGGAGUCAAACGCGAGCAGAGGGUCCGACGGCGGUGACAGCAGCGAAGUGGUGGCGGAGGAUUUCGCAGGGCCGAAGAGCCUGGCUCAGAUCAAAGAGGAGAAGCGCAAGAACGAGGAUUUGGAAGAGCCCGGCUCGGCAUUCAAGGCCAAGAGAAAGCCGAGCGGCCAAGGUGGUGGCGGUGUUCGUAGGAAGCUAUGUAAUGGAUCGAGCAGCGGCGCUCAUGGCGGUGACGGUGAUGGUGGCGGUGAGGGUGAUGGUGGCGGUGAGGGUGACGGUGGCGGUGAGGAGGGCGAGGACGGUGAGAACGUGACGGGCAUGGAGAUCAACGGCGCAGAUGCUGCCAUGCAUGCUGACGAGGACGAGUUUGCCCGGAAGCUUGCAGGAUUGUUGUAACUCGGAGAGAAAAAAAACAAAAAUUUACGAACAAAAACUCUGGUAUAGUGGUGCGAGG
Messenger RNA from Selaginella moellendorffii, 1459 nucleotides. RefSeq names its product zinc finger CCCH domain-containing protein 32-like. The record is from RefSeq and is a predicted model, not a curated record. NCBI's taxonomy places the organism in Eukaryota, Viridiplantae, Streptophyta, Lycopodiopsida, Selaginellales, Selaginellaceae. The transcript has 4 exons. The coding region runs from base 187 to 1401 and encodes 404 amino acids. Gene Ontology annotation, molecular function: metal ion binding.